This is a messenger RNA of Propithecus coquereli (Coquerel's sifaka), 1327 nucleotides long. RefSeq names its product NHL repeat containing E3 ubiquitin protein ligase 1 (gene NHLRC1). The transcript has a single exon. The record is from RefSeq and is a predicted model, not a curated record. Bases 5 to 1192 code for a protein of 395 amino acids. NCBI's taxonomy places the organism in Eukaryota, Metazoa, Chordata, Mammalia, Primates, Indriidae. Gene Ontology annotation, molecular function: protein binding; ubiquitin protein ligase activity; translation repressor activity. Gene Ontology annotation, biological process: protein polyubiquitination; negative regulation of translation; proteasome-mediated ubiquitin-dependent protein catabolic process.
CGCCAUGGGGGCCGAGGCCUCGGGCAGCGGGCCCGAGCUGCGGGAGCUGGUGCGCGAGGCCGAGACCAGCCUGCUCGAGUGCAAGGUGUGCUUUGAGAGGUUCGGCCACCGCCAGCAGCGGCGCCCGCGCAACCUGCCGUGCGGCCACGUGGUCUGCCUGGCCUGCGUGGCCGCCCUGGCGCACCCGCGGACGCUGGCCCUCGAGUGCCCCUUCUGCCGGCGAGCCUGCCGGGGCUGCGACACCAGCGACUGCCUGCCGGUGCUGCACCUCCUGGAGCUCCUGGGCUCCGCGCUUCGCCCGUCUCCGGCCGCCCCCCGCACCGCCUCCUGCGCUCCCGGGGCUCUCACCUGCCACCACGCCUUCGGCGGCUGGGGGACCCUGGUCAACCCCACCGGGCUGGCGCUUUGUCCCAAGACAGGGCGGGUCGUGGUGGUGCACGACGGCAAGAGGCGGGUCAGGAUCUUUGACUGCGGGGGAGGAUGUGCGCAUCAGUUUGGAGAGAAGGGGGACGCUGCCCAAGACAUUAAGUACCCACUAGAUGUCACCGUCACCAACGACUGCCAUGUGGUUGUCACUGAUGCGGGCGAUCGUUCCAUCAAAGUGUUUGAUUUUUUUGGUCAGAUAAAGCUCGUCAUUGGAGGCGAAUUCUCCUUACCUUGGGCUGUAGAGACCACCCCUCAGAAUGGGGUCGUGGUGACUGAUGCGGAGGCAGGGUCCCUGCAUCUCCUGGAAGUCGACUUCGCGGAAGGGGUCCUUCGGAGAACCGAACGGUUGCAAGCUCAUCUGUGCAACCCCCGAGGGGUGGCCGUGUCUUGGCUCACCGGGGCCAUUGCAGUCCUAGAGCACCCUCUGGCCCUGGGGACUGGGGCCUGCAGCACCAGGGUGAAGGUGUUUAGCUCAAGCAUGCAGCUCCUCGGCCAGGUGGAUACUUUUGGGCUGAGCCUCUUCUUUCCCUCCAAAAUAACUGCCUCUGCCGUGACCUUUGAUCACCAGGGGAAUGUGAUUAUUGCAGAUACCUCUGGUCCAGCUAUCCUUUGCUUGGGAAAACCUGAGGAGUUUCCAGUACUGAAGCCUAUGGUCACUCAUGGUCUUUCCCAUCCUGUGGCACUGACCUUCACCAAGGAGAAUUCGCUUCUUGUGCUGGACACAGCGUCCCAUUCUAUAAAAGUCUAUAAGGUUGACUGGGGGUGAUGCAGUGUGGGGGUGGGCUACUGGGGCCUGGAAUCUGAAUCCCUGGUGCUGCCACUAAUGAAUUGUUUAACCCCGUUUAAGUCACUUAAACUCAUCUGUCCAGGCAGGGAUAAUUGUAACUGCCUGGCAGACUUA